CUAGACCGGCGGGACUAAUCGCAAGAAAUUCCAUUUUUUAGGAAGAAAAAUGACCCGACAGAUCUGGUCUGAACAAACAGGAGUUUUAAUGGACACCGACCGAGUAAAGAAAAGGGCGAGGGCUUCAAUUUCAUGAGCUAGAGAGAGCAUCCGGGAUUCCGGGAACAGAAAAGGAAACCGAACUUAAAGAGAAAAAAUAAGCACACCGUUCUCCGGUCUGAGCCCUCCUUCCCACCCAAAGCAAGGGAUAGAAGCCACCUGAAGGAAGGCCAAGUGAAAGCCCGUGCCUUACUAUCAGUAUCGAGUCUCUCAGAGGAGAGAGGGAAUGGUGUACGUUGAAGAAGAGAUGAUCGAGCAGCUGCAUGCGUUGAUUGAAAAUAUUGAUGAACCACUCAAGAGGACUUGGAAGAAUGUGCAUCAAGAGUACCAAACUGAGACUUUGGCGAGGUUUCUAAAAGCCAGGGACGGGAAUGUAUCUAAAGCCCACAAAAUGUUGACUGACUGUUUGAACUGGAGGAUCCGAAAUGAUAUUGAUAAUAUUUUAGCUAAGCCAAUUAUCCCUUCUGAGUUGUACAGGGCAAUUCGGGAAUCUCAGCUUGUAGGGAUAUCUGGAUACUCAAAAGAGGGCCUACCUGUUAUUGCUGUUGGUGUGGGGCUCAGCACAUUUGACAAAGCAUCUGUUCACUACUAUGUUCAAUCACACAUCCAAAUGAAUGAAUACCGUGACCGAGUGAUAUUGCCCUCUGCAACUAAAAUGUAUGGGCACUAUAUUGGUACAUGUGUAAAGAUAUUGGACAUGACUGGGCUUAAGCUCUCUGCUCUAAGUCAAAUUAAGCUAUUGACUGAUAUUUCUACCAUUGAUGACCUUAAUUAUCCCGAAAAGACUGAAACAUAUUACAUUGUUAAUGCACCAUACAUAUUUUCAUCGUGCUGGAAGGUUGUGCGGCCUCUUUUGAAAGAAAGAACUAGAAAGAAAGUUCAAGUCUUAUCAGGGUCAGGAAGGGAUGAGCUUUUGAAAAUUAUGGAUUAUUCAUCUCUCCCUCAUUUUUGCAAAAGAGAGGGCUCUGGGUCUUCUAAGCAUUGUAAGAAGGGUACAAUUGAUGACUGUUUCUCCUUGGACAAUGACUUCCAUCAGCAGCUUUACACUUACGUUAAACAGCAAGCAGAGCUUGUGGAGCAUGACACACUAACGAAAGAAGGGUCGUUUCAUGUUGCAAUCCCUGAACAUGAUCCUGAUACCACAAAGGUAGCUGAAACUUUGGAAUCCGAAUUUCUUCAACUUGGGGAAAAGGGGAUUUCCAAGUUCCAAGAAGUUAAUAGGAGGAUCAAAGCCGAAUAAAAAAAAUAUGGGUUUCUUGUUAAGAUGAGAAAAUGUGACUAAGCUUCGUAACUGAAUAUCCUUAGUAGAGCAGUACCAACAGGCCUAGCAUCAUCUCGAUGCCUGAGACGGGACAAGCCGCAAGCGACAAUCCAUCACGAUUCUUGAAUAGAGAAUUCCAAUGGCCGCCAAAGGUCAAUUUCACAAACAAAUUAAAUGUGGAAUUGGCCUUUGGUUUGGUGUACACUGCUAAUCAUGUCCCUUGAACAAAAUAUACUACCAAUGGUGGUGGUCGUAACUUCUCUCCCUGUUCCAAAAAGUCAAUUUCUCAUUUCAAAUUUAUUUAAAAUGACGCUUAAGUUAUUUUGAGGCUGUUCAGAGUGGGUUUAUACUCAAUUUCGGUGGAGGUGAUAUCUCCUGUGCAAAACUUAAACCACGAGAAGGGAGUGCAAAAUGUUUAAUACUACCUAUGUUAAAUAUAUUGGUCUAGUUCAU
Messenger RNA from Cuscuta campestris, 1813 nucleotides. The record is from the annotation of a GenBank genome assembly. NCBI's taxonomy places the organism in Eukaryota, Viridiplantae, Streptophyta, Magnoliopsida, Solanales, Convolvulaceae.